Molecule: messenger RNA, 2909 nt
Organism: Durio zibethinus
Lineage: Eukaryota; Viridiplantae; Streptophyta; Magnoliopsida; Malvales; Malvaceae
Product: nucleobase-ascorbate transporter 6-like
Biological process (GO): transmembrane transport
Cellular component (GO): membrane
Molecular function (GO): transmembrane transporter activity
Source: RefSeq, a predicted model, not a curated record
AAUUGCAAUUAUUAACACCUCCCUGCUCCCCCCACAUUUCAUUUCAUCUUUCUCUUAUUUUCAAGUUGAAAUCUUUCGUGAAGAUUUCAUUAUCUUUAGUUCCUCUUUUUUUUUUUCGUCCCAUAAACUUUCCCAGGCUACCCCAUCUCCUCAUUUGUCUUCCCUUUAUUAGCUCUAUAUUUUUAAGUAGCUGCGCAUAGAGAAAGAAAGAGAUCAUGGCAGGAGGAGGAGCUCCAGCAAAAGCAGAUGAGCCACAGCCACAUCCACCAAAGGAACAGCUGCCCAACGUUUCUUAUUGCAUUACAAGUCCACCUCCAUGGCCUGAGGCCAUCCUUCUUGGUUUUCAACAUUAUCUUGUGAUGCUUGGCACGACAGUGAUCAUUCCCACUUCUCUCGUUCCCCAGAUGGGAGGUGGAAAUGAGGAGAAAGCAAAGGUUAUCCAGACUCUACUUUUUGUUGCUGGUUUGAACACAUUGCUGCAGACACUCUUUGGGUCUAGAUUGCCUGCUGUGAUUGGAGGAUCUUAUACCUUUGUCCCAACAACAAUCUCAAUUAUCCUUGCUGGUCGGUUCAGUGAUACUACAGAUCCUAUCGAGAGAUUUAAAAGGAUAAUGCGGGCAAUUCAGGGCUCCCUCAUUGUCGCUUCAACUCUUCAAAUUGUCCUUGGCUUCAGUGGCCUUUGGCGUAAUGUUACUAGGUUUUUAAGCCCACUUUCAAUUGUUCCUUUGGUAUCUCUAGUUGGUUUUGGGCUUUAUGAGUUUGGUUUUCCUGGGGUUGCCAAAUGUGUGGAGAUUGGACUGCCUCAGCUAAUUCUUAUAGUAUUUAUCUCACAGUACAUGCCUCAUGUGAUAAAAUCUGGAAGACACCUCUUUGAUCGAUUUGCUGUCGUAUUUUCUGUGGUGGUUGUUUGGAUUUAUGCUCAUUUACUCACUGUGGGUGGAGCUUAUAAUGGUAAAGCACCAAAGACACAAGUAAGCUGCCGCACUGACCGUGCUGGUCUAAUAGAUGCUGCUCCAUGGAUAAGAGUUCCUUAUCCCUUUCAAUGGGGAGCACCUUCAUUUGAUGCUGGUGAAGCCUUUGCCAUGAUGAUGGCUUCUUUUGUUGCUCUUGUAGAGUCCACUGGGGCUUUUUUUGCGGUGUCAAGAUAUGCAAGUGCAACUCCAAUGCCACCAUCUAUUCUUAGCCGUGGUAUUGGUUGGCUGGGAGUUGCAAUUUUGAACUCCGGGUUGUUUGGAACUGUCAAUGGAUCCUCGGUCUCUGUAGAGAAUGCUGGUCUUUUAGCCUUGACACGAGUUGGCAGUCGAAGGGUUGUCCAAAUCUCAGCAGGAUUUAUGAUUUUCUUCUCCAUUCUUGGGAAAUUCGGAGCUGUCUUUGCUUCAAUUCCAGCACCCAUUAUUGCUGCUUUGUACUGCAUAUUCUUUGCUUAUGUUGGUGCUGGAGGUCUUAGUUUUCUUCAGUUCUGCAACCUCAACAGCUUCCGUACAAAGCUUAUAUUAGGUUUCUCGGUUUUUAUGGGCUUAUCUGUGCCACAGUACUUCAACGAGUAUACUGCAACUAAUGGCUACGGUCCUGUUCACACAAGCUCGAGAUGGUUCAACGACAUUGUAAAUGUGCCUUUUUCAUCAGAACCAUUUGUUGCGGGUUGCUUGGCAUAUUUCCUUGAUAACACAUUGCAUCCCAAGGACAGUGCAACUAGGAAGGACAGAGGUAAGCACUGGUGGGACAAGUUCCGUUCGUUCAAGUUUGAUUCGAGGAGUGAAGAGUUUUAUUCACUUCCCUUCAAUCUAAACAAAUAUUUCCCAUCUGUGUGACAUAUCAGUAGCUGAGUUAAAGGUGAUGUUGUCAAAUAUGUACCCCUUUUGCUAAGUUCCCUAUGGCCCCUUGGAUCACAUCUUACUAUCACCAACCAUUAAUUCCCUGUUGUGAAUUGUAUUACAUGCUAUAGCAGUAUAACAUAGUGUUUCCCUUCUUAGGAGGCCUUAGAACUUUUAUUGAAUUGUUUUUUUUUUCUUUCCCUGGCGCUGUAAAUCCAGUGGAGUCAUCUGGAUUUGAAGUAGCAAUGAAGCAGUUUUAAUGCCUCUGUUCAAUUCAUCUUGUUUGAUGUUUGCUUUCUAACUGUUAGUCCUCUGACACUUCAAGGGUAUCUACCAAUCUCUGUUUAUAAGGCUUGAAGGCUUUUUUAGCGAGGAUUCUUCCGUUUGUAAUUCAAUCGUGAAGCUCAUGACUUGCUAAGUCAAUUUUUAUCAUAAUCCACCACAAUCUUGAGUUUCUAAAAUAGCUUUAUGUGUUCCUUUCCCUUGUUCUUUUAAUAAAAAUUUUCCUAGAGUGAAUCAGGGUCAUGAAAUCCUGUUUUAUGCUUCAUUUGGAAGGGAUUGUCAUCACUGUUAUUUUGUCAUUGUACUUCAUUGGAUCUCACGUGGUUUGAUCGCUGGAGAGCUUCAAUGAUAAAACAUCGCGAUGGCGGCAUGUUGGGAAUCCUUGAAUCCCUUCUUACUGGCCAUCCAAAUGAAGCACUAGUUUCCUAGUAGAGGUGAUAAGUAGGUAAGGGUGGGACAAUUCCCCUGCUCAAUUUUUCUCAUCGAUUGAGAGAAAAAAGGAACAAAAAAGAAGAAAAUUUUGUUAUGCUAAUUUAUAUUUAAUUCAGCUUCUGUAUAGAAUAAUGUCUGAAGAGCAUAAUCGAAUCAAAUUGGAGUGGUGCAAGCAUUGCUCUACUUUUUGGGAUUUGGAUUCUCUUCCAAGUUUUGUCAGUAUUGGUGGAUGGCAAUAUUUUUGUUUGUCCUGGUAUACACCCUGGAAAUGUUGAAUAAACUGCAUUGGACGUUCAGUAAAGCAGAGAGGACAAUGGGACAAUAUCAAAUGAAUUUCAGGUUAAUAUGAACAGAGGCAUGUUGUCAAGUCUGGAAAUAGUU